Molecule: messenger RNA, 4386 nt
Organism: Calliphora vicina (urban bluebottle blowfly)
Lineage: Eukaryota; Metazoa; Arthropoda; Insecta; Diptera; Calliphoridae
Exons: 3
Coding region: 1-4386 (1461 amino acids)
Biological process (GO): proteolysis
Molecular function (GO): aspartic-type endopeptidase activity; nucleic acid binding
Source: RefSeq, a predicted model, not a curated record
AUGACAUCUACAUCUGGUAGCAUGACUUCCACAUCUCACAAAACGACAUCCGAAUCUCGUAGCGAAGCAAAUUCUUCUCCUAAAGAGAGGUUUGUAUUUGAUUGCGACCAUUUACUUCAGUUUUGUAAUAAAUUCAAUAGAACACCUGUAGAAGAACAGAGUGAAUCAGUUUUAGAAGUCAAGCUCAAAGAUUUAGAAUCGAGAUGGGCUAAAGUGGAUUCUUCGUAUGAAAGAGUUAUGUUAGCUCAUGAUGAUGUAGCCAAACCCGAAUUUAAGGAUGCAUCCAAAAAAAAUUUCGAUGCGUGUGUAGAUGCAUAUUACCUUUGUAUUUCUCAAAUCCUCGACUUAAUGAAGGCAGUCCAUAGUGAUACUUCUAAUGUUCCAGGAUUUGAAGCAACAGCCCGUUACUCACUACCACAACAAGCUCUAACACAAAAUUUUGUCUCCGGUAAUGCCAGUAAUUGUAUCAAACUCCCUCCAUGUGAUACAGAGGUAUUCAAAGGCAGUUAUGAACAAUGGCCCUCAUUUAGAGACAUGUUUACUGCCGUUUACAUAAACCACUCAAAACUUUCUCCCGUCACAAAAUUAUAUCACCUCCGAAACAAAACAAGAGGUGAAGCAGGAGACAUUGUGAAACGGUACCCAUUAGCUCAUGAAAAUUUUGAUCUCGCUUGGAAUGCACUGAAAUCUCGUUAUGAAAAUAAACGAGUUCUGGUUGACAACCAAAUUAAAAUUCUCUUCAAUAUACCUCCAGCUAUUCAUGAAGAUAGCGAAUCAAUUAGAAGAAUACAAUCUUCGGUUAGUGACUCCCUCGCAACUCUUAAAACUCUCGGUGUAGCAGUAGAGAGCUGGGACCCUAUUCUAAUCCGCUUAAUUUCAACAAAACUGCCAGAUUUCACUCUUUCUCUUUGGGAACAAUCGUUAAGUUCUCCCCGUGAACUCCCAAAGUGGUCUCAAAUGUCUCAAUUUCUCAUUGAUAGAUAUGAGGCAGUAGAACGUCUGACAAGUAUUAGAACUUCUAAGGACUGCUUUAGUAUUACAAAUGGUUCCCAAAAUAACAUUCAGACUUAUACCUCUCAAGAACAUCUUAGCGAAAUUCUUUGUAAGCUCUGCGAUGAAAAUCAUUCCUUAAGAACUUGUCCCAAAUUUAGAACCUUUACGGUUCAACAAAGAGUUGAUUAUGUCUUCAAAAACAAGUUUUGCAAUAAUUGCUUAGCCUCGUCUCAUUUAAAAGCAAAUUGUAAAAGCAAACAUACUUGUCUCUAUUGUAAGAAAACACACCACACUUUGUUACAUAUGACAAAAAGAUCUCAAAAUUUAACCCCAAAAACCGAAAGUUAUCAACAAAAAGACAGCUCGUUGAAUAAAAAUAACAAUGCUCAAAGUACCUCCUCUAACACUACUCAAAUUAUGCAACAGAAUACGCAAAUUGAGCUCCCUCACACAUCUACUCAAAUUCAAGCUAAUUGCUCUACUAGUAAUGAAAAUAUUCUUUUACGUACUGCAUUAAUGCAGAUAGAAUUCCGAGGUGAGCUCUUUACAAUAAGAGCCUUAAUCGAUCCCGGCUCUCAACGAACAUUUUUAACCGAAAGGAUAAGAAGUCGGCUUCAACUUCCAUUUAAGAAAUCGCACUUUGAAAUUGUUGGUAUUGGCGGACAAAAACAAGCUGCUAGCAAAGAGUGCGAGUUGGUAUUAUAUGCUAAAAGAUACAACUUGAAAAUCCCCAUUAAGGCAAUUGUGUUACCUAAAGUAACAAAACAUCUCCCAUCAUGUACGUUUGAAGCCCCUAAAUCACCCGAACUAAAAGAGUUAGAUUUAGCAGAUCCAACUUUUAACAAAUCAUCCCAAAUCGAUCUCAUUCUGGGCAAUGAUUAUGAACGUUUUAUAAAUAUUGAGGGCAUGAAGAAAAAUAUUUGUGGCCAAACCUCGGCCUAUAACACAGUUUUUGGGUGGGUACUUAGUGGUCCCAUGAAAACAGAAACUAUUCAAGCUUUUUCAACCUCAGUCUUCACUUCUGAGACUUCAGAACUCAACUCUAUCCUAAAAAAGUUUUGGGAGCAAGAAGAAAUUCCCUCAGCUAAUCCAAUCUCAGAGGAAGAUGAAAUCUGUGAGAAACUCUAUUGCGAAACAACAACACGAAACGAAAACGGCAGAUAUGUAGUUAGGUUGCCUUUUAAGAAAGAAUAUCCCGAAAAGCUCUUUCUUGGUUCUUCACGGUUUGUAGCAUUAGCCCAAUAUUCCAGAAUGGAAAAAACUCUUUCAAAAGAUCCCGAGCUACAAAUCCAAUAUAAGGCGGUCUUAAGCGAAUAUCUGACUCUUGAUCACAUGGAGGAAACUUCAUCUCAAGAAAUCAUUUCACAAAGUAAAUACAGCUCAUUCUAUCUACCUCAUCAUGCGAUUGUUCGCCCAGAACACAAAACCACAAAAGUGAGAGUUGUAUUUAAUGCCUCGAGAAAAACAAAAUCUCAGUGCUCUCUCAAUGAUGUACUUUACACAGGUCCCAUAUUACAAAAUUCUUUAAUUACUAUAAUUCUGAAUUGGAGAAAAUAUAAAUACGUAUUCAAUGGUGAUAUACAAAAGAUGUAUCGCCAGAUUCUAAUACAUCCCGAUGAUAGACCCUUUCAGAAAAUUAUUUUCCAACCACAACAAGACGGUCCCAUUAAAGAUUUUCAGUUAAAAACUGUUACUUUCGGAGUAAAUUGCGCCCCUUAUCUCGCAAUUCGCACGCUUAAUCAGCUAGCAUCCGAUUCUGAAUCCCAAUAUCCGAAAGCAUCAUCUAUUUUGCGAUCAGAAACAUACGUUGAUGAUAUUCUCUCCGGAGGUUUCUCUAUAGAGGAGACUCUAUCGGCUCAAACUGAACUCAUUAACGCAUUAAAAUCAGCUGGAUUACCCUUAAAGAAAAUCACUGCUAAUGAUUCUCAAUUACUCACUCAUUUACCAAAAGAAGAUCUAUAUGAUUUAGAUUUUCUUCGUUUUCACGAAUCAAGCUCAACCAAAACUCUUGGUAUAAAGUGGAACGCACUUACAGAUACAUUCAGUUAUUCUUUUUCUCCAUUCGAUCAAUCUACAAGCAUCACUAAGCGCCAAAUUUUAUCCUCAGUUGCCAAACUUUUCGAUCCUGCUGGAUGGCUAUCUCCCAUAGUCAUCAGAGCAAAAAUACUAAUGCAACAGCUAUGGUUAGAAGGUUUGGAUUGGGAUGAAGAAGUUUCACCAGAAUCUCUUCAAAAUUGGAACAGCCUCGUUCAAGAUAUUGCAAAGAUAGAAUCAAUCUCCAUUCCUCGUUGGCUACAAUACACGCCAUCAGAUUCAGUUCAAAUACAUGGGUUCUCAGAUGCUUCCAAAGCCGCAUAUUGUGCUACCGUCUACAUUCGCUGUCAGACUGAGACACACAAUACCUUCUCAAACUUAUUAACUGCGAAAAGCAAAGUAUCUCCAAUACAAACUAUUUGUCUCCCACGUUUAGAACUCAACGGUGCAGUUUUAUUGGCAAAUCUAGUGCGCUAUGUUACGUCAUCAUUGAAUUUUAACAAUACAGAAAUAUAUCUCUGGACUGAUUCGUCUAUAGUCCUAGGUUGGCUCUCCAAACCCCCUUCAACAUGGGAAACUUAUGUUGCGAAUCGCAUUUCUCAAAUUCAUAGUCUCGUUCCAAAUGCAACAUGGCGUCAUGUGUCCACCCACGAUAAUCCAGCAGAUCUUGGAACCCGUGGCUCCCAAGAUAUAUCCCAAAAGUACAUUACACAUGGCUUCGAGUGGAAAUUUAUACCACCACACGCUCCCCACAUGGGCGGCUUAUGGGAAGCCGCUGUUAAAAGUUUUAAGUUCCAUCUGAAACGAGUCACUGGAGCCCAAAGGUUCACUUUUGAAGAAUUCUCCACAAUUCUAGCUCGUAUUGAAGGUAUUCUCAACUCUCGCCCAAUAUCUGCAUUAUCAGAGGAUCCUUCAGAUUUAACCGCUUUAACUCCCGGUCAUUUUUUAAGAGGUGCGCCUCUGAUUGCUUUUCCAGAACAAGACAUUCAGAAUAUUUCUCUUAUAAAUAGAUGGGAAAAGCUCAAGGUAAUCCACCAUCAAUUCUCGAUCAGAUGGAAAGAAGACUACUUAAAAUCGUUACACAAACGAUAUAAAUGGAAGAACUCAGUUCCAAAUAUACAAAUCGGAGAUCUUGUAGUUGUGAUGGAUGAUUUGCAACCACCUUACGAAUGGCGAUUAGGUAGGAUUGUAAAGACUUAUCCCGGCUCAGAUGAAAACGUGCGUACCGCUGACGUACGCAUUGCCACAGGAAUCAUUACUAGACCAAUACUCAAGAACCAACCGAAGACUAACCGCGACUCGACCGAGUCCUCGCUUAAGCUCUCGCCUAAGGUCACGCAGAAGCUCGAGUCAAUCUAG